AAUCCAAUUAAGAAAAAAGAAAAAACAACACAAAGCUGCAAGAUAUACAAUCUCAAAAAACUUAAACUUUUGAACCUUUCUCCCAGUUUUCCGUGUACCCAUAAUAGACCCAAGAGACAGGGCGACAUAGUCGCCGAACCCGCAACUCAACAACAUUGCCACCCAAAAAACUCAGUCUGAAACGAGAAAAGCAAAGCGCACAUUCGCAUGAAUGAAAAACUAACAAUCUUCUCAUAGAGGCGAAGGCAGCAUUGCCACCAACAAGAGCCAACAACUUGCAGCAAUAGCAAUUUCAUGGUGGUAUAUUUCUGCUGCUGUUAGCUUUUCAUUUUUUCUCAAAACCACCAUAGCCACGAUAACGACGGGGCAUCGGACGUACGUUGAGUGAAACAGAAAUGGCAGUGCGCGUUUAGCAUUCGACAACGAAAGAAGCGAAGAAGUUUAAUGGUAAAAACAGUUGUUGAAGAAAAAAGAAAACAUCUGAAAAAAAAUAAGAAAGAAAAUCGAUAGCUGAAAAGAACAAACAAAGAAAUUUAAAAUUUUAAACAAAAUACAAUCAAAUUUUUUAUAAAAAAAGGCGUCUUAUCAUGACCGCAUUGCCCUUAACUUUGGAUACUUCACAAUCAACUACGCCAUCUCCUCUAAUGUCACCACACAUGGGCACAUUGGGAUCGCCUAUAAUCGAACCUACUGCAAAUCAACGUCCAUCUGUACUGACAUUGCUCGAGGAAAGGCAGCCACAGCAUUCCAAAGUGUCGCCGACCUCAGAAAUAGCAACUGCUGCAGCUCUCGGUAACAUUUCACCUGCCUUAAGCAGUGUCAGCAGUUUAUCGCCCUCAUUUCUGCCCGAGAUGCCACAGUGGAAACGUGACCUCAUACAACGACGAAAACAAAAUGUACAACGUACAAUAAGUGCUUCAUCGUCGACCUCUUCGCCACAAUCAGCAUCACCAUCCAUAACGUCAAACUUGAAAAACUUCACAUCUUCAACAUCAAUGUGUUCAUUAGCCGGUAGUAACGUCAAUAUUGACCAAGUUGCAACAGACAUUUCACAUUCCCCUACCAAAGACUUUAAUAAAUUAUCAACACCGAUAGACUUAGCAGAAAUCACAGCAAUAACAACUACAACAAAGGUAAACAAAUAUGCAACAGCUACACCGGCAACAGCGAUUAAAGCCACAACAACAUCGUCAGCAGCAGCUACAGCAGGAAAAACAACAACGGCAAUAACUAUAACGUCGCCCAAUAAAGAAAAAAAAGCAAAAUCGUUUGGAGGUCAAUAUACAGCAAUCGCAGCAACAAGAACGGACGCAGUACCAACAUCAGCUCAAACUACACCAUCGCCAUCACCAGCAGCAACAGUUAAUACCAAAGAAGAACAAACACAAGAAGAAGAGGAAGAAGCAGAGAUCAGUCGACAAGACAUCACAAUGGAGGAAGAAUAUUUGGAAAAAUCUAAAAAGACCAAAGAAUAUGCCCACAGCAGCAGCAAUCCCACAAAAAUAAUGAAAACCCUGAUAGGAGAGGAAGACGAAGAUGUUCAUAACAAUAUUACAACGUCUUCGGCCAUUAAACAUCAACAUCAGCAACAACAACAAACGGCAACUCGUUUAACGGGUUCUUCUUCAUACAACAAUACCAACACGACUAGCUCUUCUCUACUCAGCAAGAGAGAAAUUAUAAGCAGUAGUAGUAGUAGUAGUAGUGUGGAGAGAGAGCAGAGCUAUCAACAACAAUACCAUAACAUAACUGGAGCAAACAAUUCUUCGGCAAAUCAGUCGUCGAGUAAAUGCGAGAGUGAACGAGUAUGUGCGGCGGACAACAACAGUGCUUCUUCAUCAGUGGUGACCGUAGUGAAAAUAUCACAAAAAUUAAAAGACAAUCAAUUUAUUAAAAACGAACAACAAUACAAAACAAAAAUAAUUAAACCACUAAAAAACUUAAGUGUCGUCACAUCAUCUGUUAACCUAAACUCAUCGUCGGAUUUUAAGUCCCCCACCAAGACUGCCGCAGGAAUUUCAGCUUCUUCAUCAUCCAACUGUGCAAUUAAAAAGAAAAUGGUGGCCAUGCAAGAAAUGAAGAAGUCCACAUGUAGUGCCACCAACAAUGCCUCAGCAAAUAGUCGCAACAGUCGUGUUGGUGGUGUCACAUCCUCUAAUGAUUUGGACUCAAAUGAGGAUUUGAGCUAUGGCCCGGGCAUUGUAUCGAAACUUCGUUGCCGCUACUUGAGCUUAGCUCUGCGUGAGUCCAUGGAACAACAAAGGCUAAACAAAGAUCUUUUAAGGCGUUCUACCAGUCUAAACAAUUUGUUAGAUGAUGAUGAUCCCGCCGAAGAGGAUGAUGAUGAAGAAGAAGAGGAAGACAAUGUUGGUAAUGUAGGGGUUGGCGAUGAUGAGGGACAACACCCAAAGAUAACGACUGAAAAUUUCUCGCAGAAAAAAACCGGUAUAUUGAAAAAUUCGUGCUCCUCGCAGGAGAAACGUUUUGCUCAGGGUUCAAACGGAGUGGGUGUAACAUUUACCGAAACCUCCUCGUUCAGUAAGCGGUCGCGCCAUUUAAAACGUGGUAAUGAUUCGUUAAAACGCGCUCGGUCCGUUGAAGCAUUGCUCAGUGAAAAAUCACCUUGGCAGGGUCAACGAUCAAACGCCGCAUCAACAUGUGUGACCAUAGAGGAUAAAAUACAAAAUGCUCGUGAACGCUUGCAUCAAGGCACCGAUCACAUGCCUCCUAAGCGUUUAACUUCAAUCAUAGAUGACACUGAAAGGCCCCCACCUGAUUUGGUUAAACAAACUUUGAAGAUGUUUGAGGCCACCGCCAAUCGUCGUCCUAGGUGCACCAAUCGUUCCAACUCCAAGGGCGAUGUGGCCAGCAAAGUGGAAGCAUUUAAAAAUAUAAUAAAAGACCAAAAGCCGGUGGUGAACUAUCCCAAACCUGUUAGCCCCACUAAAAAACUAAACACUCCAAAUGUAGUGAAAUCAAGUUUGAAAUCGUCUACCCAAGCAUCUGAUCUAUUGCAUUCCCCCUUAGGUCGCAAGACAAUGGCUGCAGCCAAUUUGGAUAAAUCAGCAGCAACCGCAAAUACCCUGUCUGAACAUACUCCAGAUAUCAUACCACGACAGAAAAUUCAAUCUGAAAGAGAACUGAGCAAAGAGAAAUAUACAAUGGGCAUAAAUAAAGAGAAAUUCUUGAAUUCGUUAAUGGAACCGUCUCCCCCCACCACAAAUGUGUUGGAUUCCCCAUUUAAGAGUAGUGCCAAAGAGAAAUUCUUCUCAUCCAUGGUGGAUUCGCCAAUAUCUUCUCUUUCGAAAGACUUUGACAAAUUGAAAUUAAGCGAUAACAAUAGCAGCUCAACACCAACAGGAAAAGGCGAUAACUUGGCGCGCAAUGGUGGAACAACCCGAGGCAGCGGUGGAGGUGUGGAUGGGUGUGCUAGUGUUAGUAGUGGUGGUGGUGUCGAUGACGCAUUCCACGGCGACGAUCAAAACACAACCGAAGAACUGAAUACAAAUGAAUUCAGCUCUCUUAAAGGCGAAAACGAUAAGAUUAAGCAGCAACAAGUCAACAAUGAAAUACAAUCGAACUCCAACGCCACCGCCACCGCCGACGCCGUUAUCAAUACCGCUGUCUCUCAGGCACACGAAGCGACCGUUAAGGCUCAUGGUGCACACAGCAGUAGCGAUUUAAGUGACGGUGAAGACGACGGCGAGUACGGUAUACCAACGACAAAACGUAUAACACGUACUGCGUUGGAUAAUAUAGCCAAAGCCGGGACCACACAACAAUUUAAGUUCUCCACCACCACCACCCAUUCCUCAGCUCCCAUCAAUAGCACUUCCACCACCGCCACCACUCUGGCGGGUAAACAGAUCGGUGUUAUAAGGCCACUAUUAAAUACCUCAACAACGUCAGCGUCACCAACUAAUAAUACAAUACAAAAAGUGUUAACCACAGACUUGAACAUGGAGACUCUGAAACAUUCCACACCCUCGCCCUCGCUUACUUCGCGGGAAAUUGAGAAAAAUCGCAUAAAUGAUUUGAAAAAAUCAUCCUCCACCUCGUCAAUGUCUCCAUCGUCAUCUCCCUCAACUAGUCUAGAGAAUGUGAUUAAAGCCACCAAUGCCACCACCAACAGCAGCAGCAGCAGCAACACAUCAUCGACCGCCUCAUCAGCAUCCGGUUACACCGAAGUGGAUACGGUCAUAAGUGCCACAAACAAUCCCCUUUUUGCAAUGCGUAAACGCCGCCAAAACCCGCCCGCACCACCAGCUGAACAAACCUCAAUGGUCUUCAAUUUCUCAAAUCGCAAGGAAGUGCCCGAUUAUAUCGAGAGCGAUGGAGUUAUAUUUAGACGCAAACGCGAAUUGCCAAAGCCAAAUGAAUCCGGGUUUGUGUUAUUGGGUGAUCUCUCGGUGGAAACAUCAACCGACAUGGAUUAUGAUGAUUUUUCAAUGUGCCCUCCUUCACCAUGUGAUGUUGAAUUUGUUAAUGCUAAUAUUGUGAUUGAUGGUAAAUCAAGUAUUCGACAGAAAUCCAAAGAUGCAACGUUCCACGUACAAUUUAAUGAUACUCUUACAUCCACAUUUGAAUAUCCCUCCGAAGCGUCGCUGAUCGUGGAAGAUUCAUUCACAGCCCUGGGCAAUGAAUAUCCUGUGCCGGGCGAUUCAGAAUUCAACCAAGCAUUUCAAAAUUUAGUCCUAGAGAACUCUAUUAUGCCACCCUUGCACCAUGUUGCCGAUGAGAUUAUCCAACUGCCAACAACAACUGAUAGUAGCACACCUGCCAAUACAACACCAACCAAAAAUAUUUUAGGCAAUUUGCCAUUAGAUUGCCAAGAUUCAGAGAGGGAUACGAUAUUAACAAUAGUAACCAUUGCAGACAAGAAAGAAACGCAAGACAUUCAACCACAGGAAAUUCAGAGUCCAACAGUAUACAACGACAAAAUAUUGAACACAAACAACACCAACAACAACCCCAGCAUGAGCAACAGUUCCGACUCUCAAGAGUUACCAAAAUCAUUGGAAAUACGAAAAUCGCGAAAAGAUUUGAAACUGCCACUGUUGGAACUGCAAAAGCAGACAGCCAGGCCAAAGAAACCUCCGGUGCCAGUGAAAAAUUGCCAGAUGAUGACAUGGACACAGUCAUAUUUAAAAGCAAAUAUAGACCACAAAGCAACAGGGUUAAUAGAUUCCGGGAAACAGAUCAAGAGGCCCACAAUGAAUAUAGCAAAACCCCUACAUCAACAAUACACCAAAUUGCCUGAAGAUGCCAAAGAAUGUAAAGAUUUCAAAGGAAAUCCCCAACUGACUUCAAAAAAAGAAGAAAGGAAAACAUACCAAGGAUUUGAAAAAGAGCAUAAAGUACCCCGCAUACUAAACAAACCACAAUACUCCUGUUUUCUACAACAGCCAGAGACAGUUCGACCCAUUCAGCGAUCUCGUUCGAAUGAAUUCCGCAGGCCUGUUGUAUCAAAUCUAGUAACACCACCUGUUUUUCGGUCUCAUUCCAUGAAAAAUUUGGAGAAACCCUAUCCACAGCAAUCUUCAAAUUCUGAAACUAGUUCGGUUGUUGGGCCUUCUCUAUACUUAAAUCCCAAUGUAAAUUCACCUAAAAGAUAUCUUUUAAACCCUGAUAAUAGCCAAGCUAUUAGCCUCGCUAAACUAAAGAUUCCGAUUUCCACUUGCACUUCUGCUGAUUCUAGAAUAAACGAACCGUUCAUAUUGUCCCUUAACUACCCAAAUGAAAAGUGUAGUGCAACUGAAGACUCUUCCACUUCAGAACAAUUGGAUAACACUAUUGAAUCUGAAAUGCCUAUAUUAAUAGAAACUAAAACCUUAUCACUACCCAAGCUACUCGAAGAUUCAGAUCUUCGUUCCAAUAAAUAUGACAUAACAAUAAAUACUGAACAAUACUCUAGUUCACUUGGUGAACUAACAGGUCAUUGUGUAAAAUUAUCCCAGGAUCUGUCUUAUUCCGUACCGAAUUUAAAUGAAUCCCCUCUAAAUAGUAAACACUCGGACAACGUUUGUACAUACGGUCUAGCAAAUAAAAGCCAUAUCGUCCCUUCAAAUAGAGGCAAUUCUUGUCUUUCAAAAGAAUAUGAAUAUGAUAAAAAUUCGCAGGCAAUAUCCAAAUCUUUGCCGGAUUUAAAUAAUUCCUCAGAAGCUAAUGAGAAUUUCUACACUUUCAUGGCAAAGAACAUCAAGAAAGUUGACCAAAUGUACAAUAAGGAGAUCAUACAUACCACAGCAUCUCUACUUAAUCUAGCUGAAAAUCCAAAGAUGAUAGAUGAAAUGCCCAAAGAUUUUUGUAAGCCUCAGAAAGAAAUCUUCCAUGACAGUACCAAUGUUUCAAGUAAUGGUUCAAUAGAAAAUUUCCAAACAGGUGCUCACCUUUUGGAGGCACCAAAAAAAUGUUUAUUCACUGAUAUUGAUAGUUCUUGUAUUCCAAUCACGAAAAAAACACCUUCAUCGCCUGUAUUAAAUUUGUCAAUGGAUUCUCUGGAUAUGUACGAGAAAGAUGUAGACCAGAACCUCUCUCCUAGUUGCGAAUUUCCUAUUAAAGAAAAAACAAAAAUUACUUUUUCUUUAGAUGCAGAAAGCAAAUCUGUUUCCAUAACAGAGCUAAGUCUGGCAACUAUUUUAGAUAAACCACUUUUCUAUGCCGAUAAGCGUAGUUUAGAAGACUCUUAUACCAUGAAUUCUCAGCUACACUCCGACAAAGAAGAAAUUGCUUUAAAUGGGCAUAAUACGUUGGAGAGUUCACAUGUAGAUUAUAAUACAAUGAGCUCUGCAGACGAAAUAGUUUUAAAAGAACACCCGAUAAUAAAUGGCUUAACGGACAAUUCCAGAAUAUUAGGGGAAGAAUCUGUAAGUAAAGACAACAUUUUGAAUAUAUCAAAGGAUUUGGAUUUUGUACCUAAGGACACUACGAAAACUGCAAAUAAUUCUAUUGCUAACGAAUUUGUUUAUGAUGAAGAACAAACCUUGGAAAACUUUACUGCUGUUGCCAUUUGUUCCAAUGUCUUACAUAAAGCCAUUCCUCCCGAAAUUCAUAACUUCGAAUUAGAUUUAAAUAAGAGUUCAAGUACAAUCACUAAAGAAUGUAAUGAAAAAAUUCUAACACACAUUUUGGAACCUGAAGGCAAAGACAUUUCUAAGAAAGUUAUACAUGACAUUUUAAAAAUAGAAAACUCUAUUAAGUCUUCUAAUAUGUACAAAUAUGAUGAGGUUAAUAAAGUUUUAGCCACCCCAAAAACUUUUAAAGUUAGGACUACAGACAAAUUUAGCAUUUUUUCAAAUCCACCUUUAAAAGACUCUCUCGUAUAUUCCACAUACGAAACUGGAAAGAAGUGCGAUCGAAAUGUAUCAAAAUCGUUUAAAAAUGCUCUUACAUUGUAUGAAAGCUUUAAUGAUAAACAGAACCAAUCUAUAAAAGUUAAGCAAAAAUACAUCACUGGCUUAAAAAGGUCGACUAGUAUGGUGGAAGAUUCAGUGAAAAAUUUAAAUAUUAAGGAAAAUUUUAUCGCCCAGCAAAAAGAAAAUUUUAGCGAAUUUAAAAAUUCAGCUUUGGUAAAUACGACUGGUAAAAGCGAUGUUGAUUUAAAUAGUAAAGCAAUUUAUAAUUCUAAUAUUUUGGAAACUUGUGAAAAUGGUAAAUCAUGUAAAAUAUCUUUGGAGCCUCCAACAAAUAAUAAUUCAAUCCAAUUACAAUCAUCAUCAAACGUUUCGUGUAUCGAUUGUCCUAAAUCUGAAAUGCCAGCUGAAUUGAGUAUUUCUCAUAAUAGGUCUAAAAUAAUUUCUACGGAAUUUUCUAGCGAUGCUGUUGCCUCUUUUAUUGAUUCAAAUAUACAGUUAGCUCGAUCGGUUGAGGAUGAAACAUCUACUAUAAGUUAUACAACCUUGGAAAUUAAUGAACCUAUCCAUACUAAUAUAAACAAAUCACAAUUAUAUAAUACAUUAGAUGAAAACGGUUCUCGGGGACUACAUAAAACACCUACACUUUCGGUAAAGGUUUCUCCAAAUUCAACAUUCACCCAUGAUAAAAUGUUAAGUACUAACAUUUCUCCCCAGGUUGAGGGUGUUUCGACCAAACCAUUGCCAAAUGUUGUAAAGACCGAAUAUUCAUUUUCUCCAACUUCUCGUUCUUCCCGUUUCUCUAAUUCUUCUUCUUCUUCUAAUACCAUCAUCACCAUGACUAAAAAUAAUAAUGUCCCAGAAAUGGGCAAGGAGCAGAAUCAAAAUGAGAUACGCUCUGCGAAAAAGGCACCAAAAGUACCACCUCGUUUCUUAGCCACAAAGUCUAUAUCAACAAGCAUUAAGACAUCGAACAACUCUAUCAACUAUAACAACAACAACAAAACGACCAAGACGCCGACCACCUCCACCACCAUCAGCUACUCCUCCACUUAUUCUCCCUCUGCAUCCAAUAGUUUUAAAGCCUCUUCUUAUACACUUAAUGCAACUUCUACUACUACUUCUUCUUCUACCACCACCACCAAACACUGUGCUCCUCCUGUGCGUAGACGUAUACCUGGCAGCACGCUGUACUAUGUUUGAAAAAUGUGUGUUUUAAGCAGCCAACGAUAUAUCUACUUCUACUACUACCAUAUAUAUAGUCCACCGCCACCACCACUACCUAUCUACCAUCUAUACUUUAUAUGUUUAUAUAUGUAACCACUGUCUAUGUUCAGCACCACUUGGUUUCUACACGCCUAUGAAAGCACCCAUUGAUAAACUCUUUCAAUUGGGUGUAACCCGUGCCCCAUCGUUAGAACC
Stomoxys calcitrans (stable fly) is the source of this 8774-nucleotide messenger RNA. It is a transcript of the gene bif, whose product is annotated as serine-rich adhesin for platelets. The transcript is spliced from 6 exons. Gene Ontology annotation, biological process: chemotaxis; neuronal signal transduction. Gene Ontology annotation, molecular function: microtubule binding. Bases 588 to 8555 code for a protein of 2655 amino acids. Gene Ontology annotation, cellular component: nuclear membrane; rough endoplasmic reticulum membrane. NCBI's taxonomy places the organism in Eukaryota, Metazoa, Arthropoda, Insecta, Diptera, Muscidae. The record is from RefSeq and is a predicted model, not a curated record.